Messenger RNA from Knipowitschia caucasica, 447 nucleotides. NCBI's taxonomy places the organism in Eukaryota, Metazoa, Chordata, Actinopteri, Gobiiformes, Gobiidae. The record is from the annotation of a GenBank genome assembly.
AUGGCAGCUCCGGCGACAGUAUUGGCGGGGGUGGUGCGGUGUCCGUUCCGAUCGGAUCAGCUGUGUACGGGACUGGGAGGAGAUCCUGUCUCCUCGGCCUCAGAGCUCGGUGUAGAUCCUGUCUCCUGGGUCUCAGAGCUCGGUAUAGAUCCUGUCUCCUCGGCCUCAGAGCUCGGUGUAGAUCCUGUCUCCUGGGUCUCAGAGCUCGGUAUAGAUCCUGUCUCCUCGGCCUCAGAGCUCGGUGUAGAUCCUGUCUCCUCGGCCUCAGAGCUCGGUAUAGAUCCUGUCUCCUCGGCCUCAGAGCUCGGUGUAGAUCCUGUCUCCUCGGCCUCAGAGCUCGGUGUAGAUCCUGUCUCCUCGGCCUCAGAGCUCGGUGUAGAUCCUGUCUCCUCGGCCUCCAGAGCUCGGUGUAGAUCCUGUCUCCUCGGCCUCCAGAGCUCGGUAUAG